Molecule: messenger RNA, 644 nt
Organism: Micropterus dolomieu (smallmouth bass)
Lineage: Eukaryota; Metazoa; Chordata; Actinopteri; Centrarchiformes; Centrarchidae
Gene: fktn
Product: fukutin
Cellular component (GO): Golgi membrane
Source: RefSeq, a predicted model, not a curated record
CUGCAGCUCUACCCUGAGGACUCGUCUCCGGAGGCUGUGGAGUUUCGGAGGAAAGUGAAGUCGUUGCUGCAUUUAGCUGCUCGAACGCUCGCUCACCUCGACAUCCCCUUCUGGCUCAGCAGCGGCACCUGUCUGGGCUGGUUCAGGCAGUGCAGUAUCAUCUCGUACAGUCGUGACGUCGAUAUCGGGAUUUUCAUUGUGGACUUCAGGUCGGACAUUGUCGCAGCGUUCAGGGACGCCGGCCUGUCACUCAAACACAAGUUUGGAAAGGUGGAGGACAGUCUAGAGCUUUCGUUUCUGAGUGACGACGUCAAACUGGAUGUUUUCUUCUUCUACGAGGACGGAGACGUCGUGUGGAACGGAGGAACGCAGGCGAAGAGUGGCAGGAAGUUCAAGUACGUCUUCCCUCGCUUCUCGCUCUGCUGGGCGGAGCUUCUGGAGCUGAAGGUGCGUGUUCCCUGCGAAACGCUCGACUACGUGAAGGCGAACUACGGCGCCAGCUGGAGCGUCCCCGUGAGGAGCUGGGACUGGAAGACGUCACCUAGCAACGUGCAGGAAAACGGGGUGUGGCCUCUUGUGGAGUGGGUGGAGCUUAUUCAAGUGUACUGAAACAUGUGACCCGAAAUAAAACCUGAAACUACAAA